AUGAGAGCUGGCAUUGGAACUCUUAAUUGCCUGGACAACCAUUCCGAGGGUCCCAGCCCUGUGUCGGUCAGAGAACUGCUUGGGCGAAGGCUUCACAAUUGA
Molecule: messenger RNA, 102 nt
Organism: Chondrus crispus (carragheen)
Lineage: Eukaryota; Rhodophyta; Florideophyceae; Gigartinales; Gigartinaceae
Exons: 1
Coding region: 1-102 (33 amino acids)
Source: RefSeq, a predicted model, not a curated record